AAAAACACACACUCUCUCUCUCUCGGGUUCUUGCCUCUUGCUCACAGUAACACCACAAAAUUCACCUGAAAACGGGGAUAACGAUAUAUCCGGAUAUAGAAAGUAACCGAUGCAGCCGGAGAGUGGCGCCGGAGGCGGCGGAAGUGAGCCGAGCCGAGGAGCAGGACUGACGCGCUUCCGCUCAGCUCCGGCGACCUGGUUGGAAGCGCUCCUGGAUUCCGACACGGAAAACGACGUCGUUCUCGACCCUCCUCCGAUACUUCCUUCUUCUAGCAAGCCUCCACCGCACCCGCACUCUCAACCCUUGCCUACGCCACCAGCUCAGCUUAAGCAGGCGUCUGUUGGCGGAAGUGGCUCCAGAUACGCCGCCGAUCUGGGCCUAUUCGAGUCCGGAGGCGGUGGCGGGGAAGCAGCAUCUGGACUUAGUAAUUUCGUCAGGCAGAACAGCUCUCCGGCGGAGUUUCUCUCUCAGAUCAGCUCAGAUAUCUUCUUCCCCAGCUUCGGAGCUCCGCCCAGCUACGACUACCUUUCUUCUCCCAUGGAUGUGGCUCAGUCAGCUAAGCGGCCCAGAGAGGCCGAUUCCCAAAGCCCCUCCGCUAAAUUAUCAUCUCCCUUGAAAGGAGAACAAAGUGGGCGAUUACGCAGUGCUGGUGGGUCGUUGGAUGCAGAAAUGGAGAAGAUGAUGGAAGAUUUAGUCCCAUGCAGGGUUAGAGCAAAGCGUGGUUGUGCUACCCAUCCCCGAAGUAUUGCAGAGAGGGUUAGAAGAACGCGAAUUAGUGACAGGAUAAGGAAGCUUCAGGAGCUUGUGCCUAAUAUGGAUAAGCAAACUAAUACGGCUGACAUGUUGGAAGAAGCAGUAGAAUAUGUCAAGUUUCUACAGAAGCAGAUUCAGGAACUCACCGAGCAUCAGAAGAAAUGCACUUGCUCCACGACCGAGCAAUGAGAGAGAGAAAGAGAGAGAUCACUGAGGGUUUCCUGCAGUAAAUAGGCAAUAAUAUGGGGUUUUGGUAUCUCGGAUACAAUCAUCCGAGAUAUGGUAUUUUCUCUUUUAUGUCAUACUAUUCUGCAUGUCUAGAUGUUGGCAAGUAGAACCCAUAAUUUUUACAGUAGAAUUCACGCUCAAUCAGCUCUAGCUACUCCACGCAUAAUAACCUAGAUUAUUGUAUUCCUACUUGUAAAAUGCUGUAUAAAGUAGUAUCGUUCAAUAAGAUAGUCACAAAUCUUCACCUGAAAAUCUAUGUUCAUGACGAUGUACUUAAAAAAUUCGUGCCCAUACUCCUGCAGCAUAGUGGGUCAAUAUCAGAUCAACAAGUAUCUUUCUUUACUAUGAA
Molecule: messenger RNA, 1331 nt
Organism: Ipomoea nil (Japanese morning glory)
Lineage: Eukaryota; Viridiplantae; Streptophyta; Magnoliopsida; Solanales; Convolvulaceae
Product: transcription factor bHLH81-like
Exons: 5
Coding region: 110-943 (277 amino acids)
Biological process (GO): regulation of transcription by RNA polymerase II
Cellular component (GO): nucleus
Molecular function (GO): DNA-binding transcription factor activity, RNA polymerase II-specific; protein dimerization activity; RNA polymerase II cis-regulatory region sequence-specific DNA binding
Source: RefSeq, a predicted model, not a curated record